Molecule: messenger RNA, 1992 nt
Organism: Cajanus cajan (pigeon pea)
Lineage: Eukaryota; Viridiplantae; Streptophyta; Magnoliopsida; Fabales; Fabaceae
Product: squalene epoxidase 3
Biological process (GO): sterol biosynthetic process
Cellular component (GO): endoplasmic reticulum; membrane
Molecular function (GO): squalene monooxygenase activity; flavin adenine dinucleotide binding
Source: RefSeq, a predicted model, not a curated record
CCAUACAUAUUAUCCAUCCAUACAUAUGGUGUGGUGUGUAUAAAUUAAACACAAUGGGAGAUGUACAAUUACAGUCACAUGUUGAUGGAUUUAAGUUAUUCUUCCACAAUGCUUUCCCCACACUCACUCAACUACAACAAUCACAAAACAGUAAUAACCAACGCCGGAGCACCGUGUAGGUGGUCGUUCAGAUUCAGUUAUAACAAACCUCACACUCCUCUCGUCUUCCCAAGCCACCUUCCGAUCGCAUCGCCGCUUCUCACAACAACAACAACCGCUCUCCGCCGCAACGCCACCACACUUCCGCCUCUCCGUUUCUCCGGCGCUGCCGAUGUCGUCAUCGUCGGCGCUGGCGUCGCCGGUUCCGCUCUCGCCUACACCCUUGCUAAGGAUGGACGACGUGUCCAUGUCAUUGAGAAAGACUUGAGACAGCCAGAUAGAAUCGUCGGUGAAGUUCUCUUGCCAGGAGGAUAUCUAAAGCUAGUUGAAUUAGGGUUAGAAGACUGCGUGGAGCAAAUUGAUGCGCAACGAAUUCUAGGGUAUGUUAUUUUCAAGGAUGAGAGAAAAACUAAGCUGCAUUAUCCUUUAGAGAAGUUUAGUUAUGAUGUGGCUGGUAGGUGCUUCAAUAAUGGACGGUUUAUACAGAAGAUGAGAGAAAAAGCUUCUGCUCUGGAGAAUGUACGAAUGGAGCAAGGUAUUGUAACAUCUCUUCUUAAACAGGAUAACAAAAGUGUUAUAGGAGUUCAAUACAAAACUAAAGAUGGCCAAGAACUUAAAGCAUACGCUCCCUUAACAGUUGUUUGCGAUGGUUGUUUCUCAAAUCUACGCCGGUCUCUCUGUGACCCCAAGGUAGAAGUACCCUCUUGUUUCGUGAGUCUAUCCAUGGAGAAUUGUCAACUCCCAUUUGAAAAAUAUGGACAUAUUAUGCUGGGUGAUCCUUCAUUUAUCAUAUUUUAUCGUCUCACCAAAACUCUAGUUCGUUGCGUUGUUGAUAUACCUGGUGAGAAAGUACCUCCUGGUGGAAUAGCCAACUACCUAAAGACUAAAGUGGCAUCCCAGAUUCCACGUGAACUUCAUGAUGCUUUCAUAUCUGCAAUUGACAGAAGAACUAUUAGAAUCAUGCCUACCAGUUGCAUGCCAACUGAUCCAUAUCCUACUACUCCUGGAGCUCUAUUAUUGGGUGAUGCUUUCAACAUGCGUCAUCCUUGGGCUGGUGGAGGAAUGACAGUGGCAUUAUCUGAUAUUGUUGUGCUACGAGGUCUUCUUAAGCCAAUUUGUGACCUGAAUGAUUCAACCUCACUAUGCAAACAACUUGAAUCCUUUUACAUCUUACGCAAGCCUAUGGCAUCCACCAUAAAUACUUUGACAGAUGCCCUAUAUAAGGUCUUUUCUGUGUCACCCGAUGAAGCAAGAAAGGAACUACGCCAAGCAAGUUUUGAUUACUUGAGUCUUGGAAAAUUUUAUUCAAGUGGACACGUUACUCUACUCUCUGGUUUAAAUCCUAGCCCAUUGAGUUUAGUUCUCCAUUUUUCUGCUACUGUAUUCUAUGGAGUUGGCCGUUUGCUAUUGCCAUUCCCUUCUUUUGAACGCUUGUGGCUUGGAGCUAGAUUAAUUUUGUGUGCAUUUGGCAUAAUACUUCCAAUAGUCAAGGCUGAAGGACUAAGGCAAAUGUUUUUCCCCGCAUCCAUACCAGCAUUUUAUAAAGCUCUUCCUGAUAGGUGAUACAUUGUGGAGUAAGAGAAAUCUUUCAAUGCUCCCUUUGCUAUGCAUUUUCCUUUAUUAUGUUUUUAAAUUAAUAAGGAGAAUUCCAGUGUGCGCAAGGGCCAUUUAUGUCACUUGGAAGGGAUUAAUGAUGAAGUGUUUCAAUGUUAUAGGAGGUAAUUGGCCAAUUUUCUUUUUCCCGUCAUUGUACUAGACGAAAAGGGAAAAAAUAAGUAGUCUUAAACUUGAAAAUUGUCUGUUUAUGUAAUAUUUCAGAUUCUUUUUCAUUUA